Messenger RNA from Colletotrichum navitas, 894 nucleotides. RefSeq lists its product as uncharacterized. NCBI's taxonomy places the organism in Eukaryota, Fungi, Ascomycota, Sordariomycetes, Glomerellales, Glomerellaceae. The transcript has a single exon. The coding region runs from base 1 to 894 and encodes 297 amino acids. The record is from RefSeq and is a predicted model, not a curated record.
AUGACGAUUGACCCAGAGAAACAGACCCGUUACUGGCGCAGCCGCUGCUCUUACCCAAGGCCCUCUGCCGGCGAAGCCAACGAUGGAUCGGGCGAUGACAGCACCGACGAGAGCUGCAGUCCCUUCAAACGCAAGGCCCAACAGUUCAAGACCCUCGUGAACAGGGCUGAGGCUGAACCGUCUUGGCGCCACCGGGUCGCCGAUUGGACCCCUCCAUUCACACAGGAACACGAUUUAGAGUCUCCUUUGAAGAGAUCCGUUACAUGGAACCCCGAUUACGCCCCCUGGAACACGAAUCGUCGUCGUGCCUCUCAAAACAGCACCCAGACGGACGUGUCUUACACCACCUCUUCAUCCGACGACUCCAAAAGGCCGUCCCUGUUGGAGGGAACCGAUUCGGACGAGUUCUUGGACCCGCGUAGCCCGUACUUCAACUUCACCCAACAGAAGCCUACAGCUGCCGAUCACUUUCGUCUGCCCCUUGAUAAUGCCAACAACAACUCGCCCAGAACGUUUUGCUCCCUCGCCGACAGCCUCAAAAGUCCUCUUUUGAGUAUGGAAGCCCUGAAGAACCGAGAAGCCCCCAAUAUCAAACAAUUUCUCGAGCUUCGUCGCUCACGUGUCCUUCCCUCGCCAUUCCCCGGGCUUCCUGUGCAACGGCUAGCAGACACCAGCACGGCUGUUGCAUCUGGCGGCACGGGCAAGCUGCGCAAGGGGUGUUUUGAUGCGAGACUCGACCCUCGACUGGAGGCGUCAGAGAAAAGAGCAGAAAGAUUGGACCAGUUGGCGGUGUGGGUUGUUGCUGGACUCGUUGGGGUCUGGGUCUUGUUGGUGAUAGCAAAUCUCAGAUUGGCUGGAUACGAGGCUGCGCUGAAAGCGAUACAAAGAAAAUAA